AUGGAUGACCGCGACCCCGCGGCCAAACCCGAUCGACCAACUCAAGUCCGGCCCACUGCGCCGCGAGUCAGGCUUAGCUGUGAAGCAUGUCGCCAGCGGAAAGUGAAAUGCGACAAACUCAGCCCGUGCACUAGCUGCCAACGACUGGGGUUUGUAUGCGUGCCUGUAGAACGACCUCGCUUACCACGAGGUCGUACGCGGAAAGCCCCCGAAAGAGCUGGCCACUCAGAUAAGGAGCUCGCGGAUCGAGUCGCGAAGCUUGAAGAUCUCUUGCGACGGGUCGCAUCAGAGCGAAAUGAAGCAAACCAGUCCCAAACUGAGGAAUCGGCUUGGUCUAACGACAUUGGCACCGGGCGGAGUUCCGAGGUGAAGGUGGAGAGUGUCGAGCCCUUGCAAGAUCACACUGCCCAUGCGAACGAGACCCAGCUACCCGUAUCAACGGUGCAGUCCGGCAGAUCUCGGCCCACAACGUCGUAUAUGGGGAGCUCAUUCUGGGAGGAUAUUAUGUUACAGACACACGAAUUGCGGACAGUGCUUGAUACCCGGGUAGAUAAUGAGCAGCUCGAGUUCAAGAGCCCCACUGGGUUUGGAAGCAACUUUGUUGGCUCUGAGGGGUCGGAAAGCAUGUCCAACUCGCCCCAAUCUAUCAAGGGGAUCUUGAUCUCGACCCAGACACGCCAGACUUUAUGUGAUAUAUAUAUACACAACGUGGAUCCUGUAUUCAAAGUCUUACAUCGACCAUCAUUACGAGCAUUUCUUCAUGACAACCAACCAUAUCUUUAUUAUGAACCUGAACACCAAGCCCCGGCUACUUUGGCACUUGCCGUUUAUUCUGCCGCUGUUUGCACAAUUGAUGAUACCCAGUGCCAACUAUUAUUUGGCUUGGACAAAAAGUCCGUCUUUGCUGACCUACAAAGAGAAACCGAAGCUGCAUUGAUCAGGGCAGAUUUUGUGAUCACGAAUGACUUGACUAUUUUGCAAGCAUACGUAAUAUCUCUACUCGCGGCGCGUUGCCAAGAUCAAAGCCGGCGAGUGUGGACCAUGCUAAGCAUGGCCCUCCGAGUAGCCCAAGCACAGUGUCUUCAUAUGGCUGAGCCUCCGUUCCAAGUCGGGCCAUUUGAGCAAGAAAUGCGUCGCCGUUGCUGGCAGGGCAUUGGCCAACUUGACAUGGCAGCUUCAUUGGAUCGAGCAUCCGAGCCAAUGAUGCAAGCUGCGUGGCUUGAGUCGCACCCUCCAGCAAACAUAAAUGAUGAGGACAUAUGGCCUGGGAUGGAAGGUCAUGUCCAGGAACGUCCAGAUGGCACCUUCACAGAUGUGACGCUUCUUCUAGUAGUUGCUGCAGCCCAGUCUGUUUGUCGAUCUAUUGCAUUUGCCGACUUCAUGGAAACAUCAGUUAAAUCGAUGAGCAUGCGCCAGCAAAUAUUAUCAGACUUUCUACGAAACACCUCUAAUCUCUUGGCUGGAUGUCAACCAGAUAGAAACCCCUUUCACCGAUAUACAAAACGAACAGCUACCGUCAUAAACGGCUGGCUGCAACUGGGCUGUCUUCGCCCCUUGAUACGAAGUCCAAACUUCACCCCGCCACAUGUCCAGGGUGACGUUCUUCUCAAGAUGGCUGCUGAGAACCUGCGGUUGGCGUCGGAAUCCUUCAAUGAUCCCCAAAUGGCGCCAUGGAUCUGGUUUCAGUCAUUAUGGGUUCCAUGGCACGGCCUUGCAGUUGCUCUCGCCGAGCUCUGUGUUUGUCAAGAUGCUGAACUUUUAUAUAAGUACUGGCCAAUUGUCGAAUCGGUCUAUCACCGAACGAGCUCUGUAAUUGCCGACUCACAACACGGGAUGCUGUGGCAACCCCUGGAAAAACUUAUGAAUCGCGCCCAAGAUCGAAAACGUGAGAUAUUGGGCGGGGGCCUGACAGAAGCAAUCAAACAAGUAACUUUGACUGAAAUGCCUCUAGCUCUUGCCCCUAACCAACCGUGCCCUCAAACUUCUACGUGCCCUCAGACUUCUACUUGUCCUCAAAUUUCUGCGAGUUUUCAAAUGCAAGAUACGGCGAUGCCGAUGACAACUACUGGCCAGAUCCACCCAGCUGUGGCAAUGGCACCUUUGGAAAUGGGUUUCGACGCAGGAACCGAAGCCUGGCCAAAUGUUUGGGAUGCCAUGGACAUGAGUGGAGCCGAACCCCCAAGUGGGUGCGAUGUCGCCUGGGCUAGCUAUAAUAACUUCAUUGGAGAUGUGUAUGACACUGCAGAUUCCAUUUUCUUGCCUCGAUGA
Molecule: messenger RNA, 2268 nt
Organism: Penicillium angulare
Lineage: Eukaryota; Fungi; Ascomycota; Eurotiomycetes; Eurotiales; Aspergillaceae
Product: putative C6 transcription factor
Exons: 3
Coding region: 1-2268 (755 amino acids)
Biological process (GO): regulation of DNA-templated transcription; DNA-templated transcription
Molecular function (GO): zinc ion binding; DNA binding; DNA-binding transcription factor activity, RNA polymerase II-specific
Source: RefSeq, a predicted model, not a curated record